GCAGAUAUUUUGAAGAUAGCUCUUAUCUCAUUUGAUAGCAUGAUAGUGCACGGAUGAGACUGCAAUUUCAAAUAAAUAUAUACAUGUGGAUACUAGUAGCACAAACACAAAAGUUGCAAACAUGUUGCGCGACGUUCUUUUAGAUAUUAUGUUUGGCUGUAGUCACUCAGCGCUUCUCAUUGGUUCAACAGUGAUUGCCUUGGCAACAAUCCUUUUUAUAAAAAGCAAUGCCAGGAGAAAAAGAGUGAGAAGCAAUCGAUGCAAAGUGGCGAAGCAGUGCGUCAAAUAUAAGAAAACUAUAUCGACAGUAGCUGAAAGAAUAACGGAGAAAAAAUUUUCCCCAGAGCAGGUAGAUUCGAUUACUGAGUUAUCAUUAUCAGAGCUUGUCGCCAGUUUGAAGAACGGUCGCCUAAAAGCAGUGGACGUGUUAAAUGCAUAUCAAUCAAAGGCAAUAGAACAAAAUGAGCAGUAUAAUUUCAUCACAACAUUUUUGGAAGAAGCUGAGGAUGCAGCAUUAGCCCUAGAUGAAUCUGACAAACCAAAAGGGAUGUUACAUGGAGUGCCUGUUUCUUUAAAAGAUUUCUUUACUGUGAAGGGCUAUGACACCACCCUUGGCAUGGCCAGGUAUGUUGACAGCCCAUGGGCAGAAGAUUGUGUGGUUGUCAAGGUCCUCAAGUACCAGGGUGCAAUUCCCUUUAUGAAGACAAAUAUCCCCCAAACCAACUUACACUUUGACUGCUCAAAUCCUAUAUUUGGACGAACUCUAAACCCUUGGUCAAAACAGCGGACUCCAGGCGGAUCGUCAGGAGGUGAAGCAGCAGCCAUUGCUGCUGGGAGCUCUAUUGUUGGGAUGGGAAGUGAUAUUGGUGGAAGCAUCAGAAUUCCAGCUCACUUCUGUGGAAUAUGUGGGAUAAAGCCAACUGUGGGUAGAAUAAGUAAAAAGGGACUUCAUAUGUUCAAAGGAGAAAAUUUGUUGGCUGCAUCCAUGGGACCGAUGGGCAGAGAUGUGGAUAGCGUGGCAACCAUGAUGAAAGCCUUGCUAGUACCCUAUAUGUUUGAACUGGAUCCAAUGACCCCACCAUUAACUUUUAAUACAGAGGAAUAUGAAAGUAACCGUCCACUGAAGAUAGGCUUCUACUUGGAGGAUGACUGGUCAGUGCCAAUCCCAGCAUGCAACAGAGCUGUUGAAUUGGCAGUUGCCACAUUAAAGAGUCAGGGACAUGAGGUGGUUCCAUACAGUCCAACCAGAGCACAGGAGAUGUACUUGGACUACUAUAUGAGAUUUUGCAUGGCUGAUGGGGGUCAGGAACUUCUAAAAUCUCUAGAAGAUGAACCUGUAUUUGACCCUACCAUUAAAGGCCAAGUUUCAGUGCUAAAGCUACCAAAAAUCUUACGUACUACACUGGCAAUACUACUGAAACCCAUGAUGCCACUUCUGAGCAGAAUGAUUUUAUGUCUAAAUGGAUUCAGGUCGAUCAAAGACAUGAAUGAGAAAAAAUGUGACAUCCAGGAGUGGCAGUUGAAGAUUCUGCAGGAUUGGGAGAGGCUUGGUCUAGAUGCUGUUGUAUGCCCAGUUGCUCCUUGUGUGGCUGUACUGAAUGGCUACCCAGCAAAGUGCCUCGGUGCUCUAAGCUACACAGCAUAUUACAAUUUAGCAGACUUUCCAGCUGGUGUGGUGCCAGUGACCACAGUGACAGCAGAGGAUGAUCAAAAUCUCAAGUCUUACUACAAUUAUGAUGUUCUUUGGAUGAAAAACAUGAAAAUGGGUUGUGUUGAUGCCAUUGGCCUUCCUGUUGGAGUGCAGUGUGUUACAAAGCCUUGGCAUGAAGAGUUAUGCUUGAGAGUUAUGAGGGAUGUAGAAAAUGGACUGAAAAAAGAUUAAUCAGUCAGAUGUUUUCGGUAAUAUUAUAGAAAACAUCUGCUGCAGCGAUCCAAGUGGGAAAAGACCCAGAUUAUUCAUUACGAGUGACCAAACAAUGAUCAUAAUCUUUGCUGACAAACAUUGAAAUUUGAGAGAGAGAGAGACUGAGAACAUGAAAUUCAUCUGUUGUGAUAAUUUGUGGCACUUGCACAGUUUUACUCUCAAGGGGUGCUUCUAGAAUGUAACUGCUUACAGUGGUUUUAAGGAUGUUUCUCUAAAAAUUAAUUUCAAUGUGAAAAUUAAUUUCCUAUGUGAAAGA
This is a messenger RNA of Lingula anatina, 2180 nucleotides long. Its product is annotated as vitamin D3 hydroxylase-associated protein. Gene Ontology annotation, biological process: fatty acid catabolic process. Lineage: Eukaryota; Metazoa; Brachiopoda; Lingulata; Lingulida; Lingulidae. The record is from RefSeq and is a predicted model, not a curated record. Gene Ontology annotation, molecular function: amidase activity; fatty acid amide hydrolase activity.